This is a messenger RNA of Jaculus jaculus (lesser Egyptian jerboa), 3147 nucleotides long. It is a transcript of the gene Ephb2, whose product is annotated as EPH receptor B2. Lineage: Eukaryota; Metazoa; Chordata; Mammalia; Rodentia; Dipodidae. Gene Ontology annotation, biological process: cell surface receptor protein tyrosine kinase signaling pathway; protein phosphorylation; axon guidance. The coding region runs from base 21 to 2984 and encodes 987 amino acids. Gene Ontology annotation, cellular component: neuron projection; plasma membrane. The record is from RefSeq and is a predicted model, not a curated record. The transcript is spliced from 16 exons. Gene Ontology annotation, molecular function: protein binding; ATP binding; transmembrane-ephrin receptor activity.
AGGCUCCGGGAAGCGCAGCCAUGGCCUUGCGGAGGCUGGGGGCCGCGCUGCUGCUGCUGCCGCUGCUCGCCGCCGUGGAAGAAACACUGAUGGACUCCACUACAGCGACGGCUGAGCUGGGCUGGAUGGUGCAUCCCCCAUCUGGGUGGGAAGAGGUGAGCGGCUAUGAUGAGAACAUGAAUACCAUCCGCACGUACCAGGUGUGCAACGUCUUUGAGUCGAGCCAGAACAACUGGCUACGGACCAAAUUCAUCCGGCGCCGAGGCGCCCACCGCAUCCAUGUGGAGAUGAAGUUCUCCGUGCGAGACUGCAGCAGCAUCCCCAGCGUGCCUGGCUCCUGCAAGGAGACCUUCAACCUCUACUACUUCGAGGCUGACUAUGACUCAGCCACCAAAACCUUCCCCAACUGGAUGGAGAACCCGUGGGUGAAGGUGGACACCAUUGCAGCCGAUGAGAGCUUCUCCCAGGUGGACCUGGGCGGCCGCGUCAUGAAGAUCAACACUGAGGUGCGGAGCUUUGGGCCCGUGUCCCGUAACGGCUUCUACCUGGCCUUCCAGGACUACGGCGGCUGCAUGUCCCUCAUCGCAGUGCGAGUCUUUUACCGCAAGUGUCCCCGUGUCAUCCAGAAUGGUGCCGUCUUCCAGGAGACACUGUCGGGGGCCGAGAGCACAUCGUUGGUGGCUGCCCGGGGCAGCUGCAUCGCCAAUGCCGAAGAGGUGGACGUGCCCAUCAAGCUGUACUGUAACGGGGACGGCGAGUGGCUGGUGCCCAUUGGACGCUGCAUGUGCAAAGCGGGCUUUGAGGCCGUGGAGAAUGGCACUGUGUGCAGAGGUUGCCCGUCAGGAACCUUCAAGGCCAACCAAGGAGACGAGGCCUGCACCCACUGUCCCAUCAACAGCCGCACCACUUCUGAGGGCGCCACCAACUGUGUGUGCCGCAACGGUUACUACAGGGCAGACCUGGACCCCCUGGACAUGCCCUGCACAACCAUCCCCUCCGCACCCCAGGCGGUGAUCUCCAGUGUCAACGAGACCUCCCUCAUGCUGGAAUGGACCCCGCCCCGUGACUCGGGAGGUCGUGAGGAUCUCGUCUACAACAUCAUCUGCAAGAGCUGCGGCUCGGGCCGGGGUGCUUGCACCCGAUGCGGGGACAACGUGCAGUACGCACCCCGCCAACUGGGCCUGACUGAGCCACGCAUAUAUAUCAGCGACCUGCUGGCGCACACGCAGUACACCUUCGAGAUCCAGGCUGUGAAUGGUGUCACCGACCAGAGUCCCUUCUCGCCCCAGUUCGCCUCCGUGAACAUCACCACCAACCAAGCAGCACCGUCGGCCGUGUCCAUCAUGCACCAGGUGAGCCGCACUGUGGAUAGCAUCACCCUGUCAUGGUCCCAACCCGACCAGCCCAACGGUGUGAUCUUGGACUACGAGCUACAAUACUAUGAAAAGGAGCUCAGUGAGUACAACGCCACAGCCAUAAAAAGCCCCACCAACACGGUCACCGUGCAGGGCCUCAAAGCCGGCGCCAUCUAUGUCUUCCAGGUGCGGGCACGCACCGUGGCAGGCUACGGGCGCUACAGCGGCAAGAUGUACUUCCAGACCAUGACAGAAGCCGAGUACCAGACAAGCAUCCAGGAGAAGCUGCCUCUCAUCGUCGGUUCCUCAGCCGCUGGCCUGGUCUUCCUCAUCGCUGUGGUUGUCAUUGCCAUUGUGUGUAACAGAAGACGGGGGUUUGAGCGCGCCGACUCGGAGUACACGGACAAGCUGCAGCAUUACACCAGUGGCCACAUGACCCCAGGCAUGAAGAUCUACAUCGACCCUUUCACCUAUGAAGACCCCAACGAAGCAGUACGGGAGUUUGCCAAGGAAAUUGACAUCUCCUGCGUCAAAAUCGAGCAGGUGAUCGGAGCAGGGGAGUUUGGCGAGGUCUGCAGUGGCCACCUGAAGCUGCCAGGCAAGAGAGAGAUCUUUGUGGCCAUUAAGACACUCAAGUCGGGCUAUACUGAGAAGCAGCGCCGGGACUUCCUGAGCGAGGCGUCCAUCAUGGGCCAAUUCGACCACCCCAAUGUCAUCCACCUGGAAGGUGUUGUCACCAAGAGCACGCCUGUGAUGAUCAUCACCGAGUUCAUGGAGAAUGGCUCUCUGGACUCCUUCCUCAGGCAAAAUGAUGGGCAAUUCACGGUCAUCCAGCUGGUGGGCAUGUUGCGGGGCAUCGCGGCUGGCAUGAAGUACCUGGCAGACAUGAACUACGUACACCGCGACCUGGCCGCCCGCAACAUCCUCGUCAACAGUAACCUGGUGUGCAAGGUGUCCGACUUCGGGCUCUCGCGCUUCCUGGAGGAUGACACCUCUGACCCCACCUACACCAGCGCUCUGGGUGGGAAGAUCCCCAUCCGUUGGACAGCUCCGGAAGCCAUCCAGUACCGGAAGUUCACCUCAGCCAGCGAUGUGUGGAGCUACGGUAUUGUCAUGUGGGAAGUGAUGUCCUACGGGGAGCGGCCCUACUGGGACAUGACCAACCAGGACGUAAUCAACGCCAUUGAGCAGGACUACAGGCUGCCGCCACCCAUGGACUGCCCGAGUGCCCUGCACCAGCUCAUGCUGGACUGCUGGCAGAAGGAUCGUAACCACAGGCCCAAGUUUGGCCAGAUCGUCAACACGCUGGACAAGAUGAUCCGCAACCCCAACAGCCUCAAAGCCAUGGCGCCCCUGUCCUCUGGCAUCAACCUGCCUCUGCUGGAUCGCACGGUCCCCGACUACACCAGCUUCAACACAGUGGAUGAGUGGCUGGAGGCCAUCAAGAUGGGCCAGUACAAGGAGAGCUUCGCCAGCGCCGGUUUCACCUCCUUCGAUGUCGUGUCUCAGAUGAUGAUGGAGGACAUUCUCCGGGUUGGGGUUACCCUGGCUGGCCACCAGAAAAAAAUCCUCAACAGUAUCCAGGUGAUGCGGGCACAAAUGAACCAGAUCCAGUCUGUGGAGGUUUGACGUUCGCCUGCCUCGACUCGCCUCGCCUCUUCCUCCGGGCCGCCCUCUCCAUCCCCCACGCCGGCCCUCCUGGUGCUCUGUCCAUGGUAGGGUCAGCCACCUGCCAAGAGGCCACGGACAACAGGAAGAAUCACGCAGCGCUCCGGCCACAGGACGUCACCAA